AUGAUCCAUUCGAUGCAACUAUCUGUAGCGGUUGCUGCAACUCUGCCUAUUCUGUUUGUGUCGGCUAUAACUUGUUAUGUUGGUUUCGAAGGACAACGACUGAGGUUGCGGAACUACGUUAGUGAAUUGCUACUUUUCUAUUCCAGUGAGAAAAUGCAGCUGUUCGACUCGCAAACGAAGUCGUGCGGAUAUGAGACAAACAUGCCUUGCAAUUUUACUCAGAAUAUAGGAGAAGUUCUCAGAGGCAGAAAAGCCUAUAAUUUUUUCGGAGACCUCAAAAAGCAAGCAAACACAUGCUACAACAAAGAAAAUAGAGCUUUCUGUGUUUGCAACACAGCAGACAAGUGCAAUGGAAAUUUCACUCUUUGGCUGAGUCUUUGGAAGAACACGACGCACACAAACACAACUUUGAGAGACUGCGUAAUUGCACAUGUGUUACAGAAGCAGAAUUUGGAUCAUCGGGACUUUACGACUCUACCUACAACACACGUCUCACAAGUGACUACAAUAAGUGCUAGCACAACAACAACGGUAGCAGUGCCAACAUCGACAGUCACGGAAAGAAUAGUAACGACGGAAAAUGCGAGCACAAUGGCGCUAGCAACAACGCCAACGUCGGAAACAGUUUCGGAAAAAAUGGUGACGACGGCGAGCAAAAUGCUGUCAGCAGCAUUGCCAACAUCGAAAACAAUCACAGAAGGAAUAGAUGCACUCAAAACGACGGCAGUAACAGAAAAGACGUCAGAGGCAGUCACAGAAGGAAAGAUGACGAGGGUAGAUGCAACUACAGCGACGACAGUAACUGCGACGACAUCACUGAAAUUGGAAACCCUCAGAGUAAAGACGGGCGAACCCACUCAAGUGACAAAGCCUAGGAUUGGGAAGUCGGGUGGAGCAGAAAAGAGAAAAGCUAGUAAUGCUGAAAGCAGAAAAGGUUCUUCUUUGAAUAGCUUUAUCAUGCUCAUAAUCAUAAUUGGAAUGGUAAUUAUUGUGUUCCUCGUACUUCCAAUAGCCAUUGCUUUUGCAAUCGCCAAAAAACGAAAAAGAAUGAGAGAAACAACGAAGAAGGCAAAACGUGGGCCCAUAAAAUCAAAAGAAACUAUGAAACCGGAAGCGAAAACUGGACCAAGCAAGUCGAGGGAAUCAUUGGAGAAGAUGAGAAUAGUAAAAAAAUCGAAAGAAUCAGCGGAAAAAUUAAGCAUUCCGUACUGA
Messenger RNA from Cylicocyclus nassatus, 1212 nucleotides. NCBI's taxonomy places the organism in Eukaryota, Metazoa, Nematoda, Chromadorea, Rhabditida, Strongylidae. The record is from the annotation of a GenBank genome assembly.